Messenger RNA from Camellia sinensis, 646 nucleotides. NCBI's taxonomy places the organism in Eukaryota, Viridiplantae, Streptophyta, Magnoliopsida, Ericales, Theaceae. The record is from RefSeq and is a predicted model, not a curated record.
UCCAGACCUUGGAUGAGUUUAAUGGCCAACUCUCUAUGCUACCUGAGGAUUGUCGGACUUUGGAGGCUAGGAAUGCCAUUUUCCAUGAGUUGAUAGGUCAUGACAAUCAUGGAUAUUGUCGCACAUACGGGAGAACUGUGCCUCGGAGAGCAGUGUAUAAAGAUGGUGCAGGGCCAUCACAGUCAGCACCCCAGCCAUCGACUAUUGUUCAGAUCACCCAGCAGGUUUGUGCGGAGCUAAGGGAUGAGUUGAGGGAGGAGCUGAGGGAGGAGAUGAGAGCAGAGUUCUCUACACAUUUACAGCAGCUGAGAGCUGAGAUGAUGGCCUUUGUGUCACAGGGGGCAAGUGUGGAUCCUAACAGACAGGCUCCUGAUGCAUCGAGUGGCCACCGGGCAUUUAGGGAAUCUGCAGAAGACGAGAAUCCAUAUACACCACCACCAGAAGAUCAGAUAUUUCCUGAGUAGCAGUUUGCUUCUUGUGGAAUGCAGCCGUGUGAAGAUUGCGACGGACUUUUGUUUAUGAAGAAAACUUUUAUUUUUGAUUUACGUUAUUUAGAUUUGUGAACAACAUUAUGUAUGUAUUAUGCAAAAUUAUGUGGUUGGAUAAUUUUGAUGAUGUGUUGUUAUGAAUGGAAGAGUACUUUAAU